Messenger RNA from Brettanomyces nanus, 1560 nucleotides. RefSeq lists its product as uncharacterized. Gene Ontology annotation, cellular component: fungal-type vacuole membrane; plasma membrane. The transcript has a single exon. Bases 1 to 1560 code for a protein of 519 amino acids. The record is from RefSeq and is a predicted model, not a curated record. NCBI's taxonomy places the organism in Eukaryota, Fungi, Ascomycota, Pichiomycetes, Pichiales, Pichiaceae. Gene Ontology annotation, molecular function: transmembrane transporter activity. Gene Ontology annotation, biological process: transmembrane transport.
AUGUCCGAAACAAACAUGGAAAAAAAUGCUCAUGGAAAUUCGCUCAGUGAUACUGAUAAGACUUAUUUCAGUCAGCAGACAGCCGAAGUUGUCGUCUGUAACGAUGAGUCCAAAUCAGGCUUCAGCUCAGUUUCCAGAAGUUUUAAAGCCUUCUCUGCUAAACUUGAUGCCCUUGGUGCUGAAGCUCGUGGUAUCGAGCGUGUCCCACCGGAGGAGCGUGAUUACAAUAUGUCCAAAUUGAACAUGUUCUUCCUUUGGUGUUCCGGUACUGGCUCUUUGACCUCUGCUUCUGGUUUUUUCCUUGGUCCUAUUCUAUUAGGAUUGUCUUUGAAAGAUUCUAUGAUCUCUGGUUUAUUUGGGGCUUGCUUCGGUGCGUUAGUUGCUGCAUUCACCUCUACCUUGGGCCCCAAAUCUGGUUUGAGACAGAUGGUUGGCUCAAGGUUUUUCUUUGGUUGGUAUUUCUCUCGUUUUUGCUCUCUCCUCAACUUCAUUUCCGUGUGUGGUUUUAGUGUCAUCAACUGUGUGUUUGGUGGUCAGAUUCUUAAUGCCAUUUCUCAUGGUAAAUGUCCUAUAGAGAUUGGUAUUGUCAUCAUCUCGGUACUAUCUGGUAUCGUUGCAAUUGUGGGUAUUCGGUUUGUUCACAAGUGUGAAAAGUAUAUGAGUGUGCCGUUGCUCAUAUUCUUCUUACUUACCUUUAUUUGUGCCGGUAAAGACUUUGAUAACUUUACUCCUUCCGUGGGAGAUUCCGUCACUGUUGCUGGCAACUGUCUUUCUUUCUUUGCCGUUUGCUUUGGUAUCAACGCUGGUUGGGGAUCUAUUGCUAGCGACUACUAUAUUCUUUUCCCUGAAAAAACAUCUUCCUGGCUCACUUUUAGUGUUACAUUUGUCGGUAUUUUUGUUCCUUCUGCAUUUGUUGGUUCUUUAGCUAUCUGUAUUGCAUCUGCUUGGCUUUCCAAUCCGGCAUACCAAACUGCUUAUGAUAAUUAUGGUAACGGUGGACUCUUGAAGCAGGCUCUCUCGAGAUGGAACGGUGGAGGAGACUUCAUUUUAGUGAUUCUUUUCCUUUCUUUAUUCACCAACAAUAUCUUGAAUCUUUAUUCGAUGCCUCUUUCGGUUCAGGUGAUUCAUAGUUUCUUCUUCAGACUCCCAAGAUGGUUCCUCACUGUCGUUGGUUUCAUUAUUUGUUUGGUCUGCUCUGUUUGCGGUAGGAACACUCUUUCCAACUACUUGAACAAUUUCUUACCUAUGAUCGGUUACUGGAUUAUUAUUUUUGGAACUAUCAUAUUUGAAGAGAUGAUAUUCAGAGGAUCGAAAAGCAACUUCAAUUGGGCUGACUGGAACACUAAGGAUAAGCUCACUCAUGGUUAUGCUGCAUCUUUUGCAUUCUGCUGUGGUGCAGCUGGUGCCGUUGUGGGUAUGUGUCAAGCCUAUUAUAUAGGCCCAAUUGCCAUUAAAAUUGGCGAGUAUGGUGGAGAUGUGGCUAUCUGGUGUUCUCUAGUGUUCACUGGAGUUGCUUAUCCACCUUGCAGAAUUCUUGAGAAGAAGUACUUUAAACGCUAA